Molecule: messenger RNA, 2208 nt
Organism: Perca fluviatilis (European perch)
Lineage: Eukaryota; Metazoa; Chordata; Actinopteri; Perciformes; Percidae
Product: coiled-coil domain-containing protein 85C-A-like
Exons: 6
Coding region: 443-1564 (373 amino acids)
Cellular component (GO): apical junction complex
Source: RefSeq, a predicted model, not a curated record
CAGCAGUAGUCUACUUUGUAAGGGCAGCUGCAGUAACUACAUAGGCCUACUACAAGUCAAAAGAAAAGAAUGUGAUUUGGAACUCAGCCAAUGUUUGAGGAGUCACUGCAGGUCGAUGCUGCUUCCUAUAGAGGACACUGUGGUUCUCACACACGAUGUCUCCUCCCAUGCCGACCGGCUCCAGUCUCCAGACUGCGUCUCGUCGCGUCUCCGUGAUCAACUUCCAACGCUAAUGUCACAGAAAGUGGCACAAACGGAUAUUUGCGUGCUGUAAUUCGCUGCGGGUGAAUUAAAGGCAGCGCAGACUGAUUUGGGCCAGUGGAUCUGCCUCUAUGUAUCCCGGUGUGUAGCCUAAUCUGUCAUGGAUCUGGUUUUCAUAAUAACUUAGCCGUGCUAGACCGGUUAAAAGAAUCUCUGUUUAUUAGGACAACAUUAAGAGGACAUGGAUGGGGCGGAUGCGAGCCAGCUGUCCGAGGAGGACCUGCUGAUGCUGGGGAAGGAGGAUCUGAUUCGGAGGCUGAGGCGGCUGGAGAGCCGCAACAUGGACCUGAUGCUGGAGCACGGGAACAUGAUGAAGGACGUGAACCGGAGCCUGCAGGUCCACCUCCGCGAGAUCCGGAGCCUGAAGGAGGUCAACCAGAGACUGCAGGACGAUAACCAAGAGCUCCGGGAGCUGUGCUGCUUCCUGGACGAUGACCGGCAGAAGGGGAGGAAGGUGUCCCGGGAGUGGCAGCGGUUCGGCCGCUACACGGCCAGCGUCCUGGGGAAAGAUGUCGCUCUGUACCAGCAGAGGCUGACCGAGCUGGAGAGCAGUCAGGAGGUGCUGCGGACGGAGAACAUGGAGCUGAAGGAAAUGGUCCUCAUGCUGGAUGAGGACAGGAGCGGUGCCGGCUCCCGGAGCUCCAUCGACAGCCAGUCCAGCCUGAGCAACCUGAACUGCCCCGUGCCGGUUCGGGACGUCGGGGAUGGGAGCAGCACAUCCAGCACUGGGAGCGCCGGCAGUCCUGACCACCACAACCACAACCACAACCACUUACACAAAGCAUCUGAGGGAAAGAUAGCAUCUCUGAGGAGGUCUGUGGACUUCCAGAGUGGAGAUGGGCUCAGUGAUGAAUUAGCCAGCUACGUCAGACAGCUGGAGAAUAAGAUGAGAAUGCUGGAAGAUGAAAACAACCAGCUGCUGUCUCAGACGAACGGAGGGGAAGCAAAGACACUGAGGAAGGGUUUGUCUUCUUAUCAUUUGGAAACCCAGCUCUCACAAUUCCAGGACAACAUGAACAACGGCGAUGCUCAAACCUCCAGCAGUGAGCCCUUCUCCACAGAGCUCUACCUCCCCCACCGGCUGAAACCAGAAGCUAUAGUCCACGCAAUGAAGGUGCUGGACGUCCAUGAGAAGCUGGACAGGCCGUGCUCACAGGAAUAUGAUGACGAUCUUAAUGACAAAGAGAAGGCCAUUGUUAGAGAGAUGUGUAACGUGGUUUGGAGAAAGCUGGGUGAUGCUGCAGGAUCCAAGCCUUCAAUCCAACAGCAGCUUUUAGGCAACCAGUUUAAAGGGCCUUUAUAGUUGUCAGACACCAAGUGAAGCCACCAAUGGUUCCAACAAUCCUACAUUACUAGUUUGAACUGGAAGCUUUUCAGCAGCGUGUUUGAAACUGAGUCAAAAUGGAUAUCCAGCUCAAUCAACCAGGACAUAAGUACUGAAAUGCCAAUGCCAGGAGACUGGCCGUCCAUUUGUAGCAGAUGGACACAACAUAGCCAAUCUCGUAAUCUGGGUCGCAGACGUAGACUCUAUGCAGCUUUUUUUUAAAGCCUUCGCCAUCAUGGAAGCAGAAAAUGUAAAUGUGAGAAAUGUGACCGAAGCCUGGUUGUAACGCUAACGCAAGCGGCAGCCACAUGGCUCAGUGUGACAGUCUGAGACACCGGCCAAUCAAGCAAAUACAACCAGAAACUCUCACUUGAAGCCUUAUUAUAUCCAUCCAUCCAUUCAUCCAUCCAUCCAUCUAUCCGCUUCUCUGGAGCCAGGUCACGAAGGCAGUAGGCUAGGCAAAGAAUUUCAGACAUCCCUCUCCCCUUCUACCAAUUAGUAGGGUUGGGCGUCGUUUGGAUUUUUAAGAUUCCAAUGCCAAACCGGUACUUUUAAAACGAUUCCGAUUCCUAAACCUAUACCGAUACCAACUGAAAAAUGACAUCAAAUAUGUAAUAUGUUUA